UCUUCUCACGAAUUUCAAAGCCAAAGAACGAUAUUUUUACAGAAUUUUGAACACCAAAAGCCAGGAGAAACAUAGGAAAAUUUAAGGCUUAGUAUAAAGAUGCUCGGGAUGAGGAGUUUGUGAGGCGUUUUUUCGUUAUUUGAACCAUAGAAAGCCAAACAUGACGCAGUAUCUGCCCCCAAAUUUGUUGGCACUUUUCGCUCCACGCGAGCCCAUUCGUUAUCUUCCUCCACUGGACAAACUCCCAGAAGAGAAAAGAACUGACGGUUACAGCGGAAUUUCAAGCUAUGUUCAACUCUUUGAGGAUCCUGCAGACACCCCUCCUCCAGCUCGGGGAGAAACAAGAGAAGAGAAGCGUCUUCGGAAGAUUAAGGAGAAAGAGGAGUCGUGCAAACAAAAGAUGGAAAGCGAAGUCGCAGAAUGGGAUGCCCACAGCAAUCCAAGUGCAACGUCAAAUGCCUUCAAGACACUCUUUGUAGCCCGUAUUAACUACGAUACCACAGAGUCUAAGCUGAGGAGAGAGUUUGAAUCGUAUGGUCCAAUCAAAAUGAUUAGCAUUGCCCAUGACAUCAACACCGGCAAACCGAAGGGAUAUGCUUUCAUAGAGUACGCACAUGAAAGAGACAUGCAUUCGGCCUACAAGUACGCAGACGGUAAGAAGAUCGACAAUCGCCGGGUUCUGGUUGAUGUAGAGAGAGCGAGAACAGUCAAGGGAUGGGUACCAAGAAGACUAGGUGGUGGUCUAGGAGGGACCAGACGAGGAGGACCUGAUGUCAACUCGCGUCAUUCAGGAAGAGACGAUCCAUCCGGAAACAGGGAAAGAGAACGGGAGCGUGAAAGGGAGGACGAGGAGAGAGAUCGCCGCGAAAGAGAAGAACCCGACCGUGAUCGCGAAAGAGACCGGGAUCGUGAGAGGCGACGUGAUCGGGACAGAGAUCGAGACCGUGAUCGGCGGGAUAGAGAUCGUGACCGGGAUCGCGAUCGCAGAAGGAGGGGAGAAAAUGAUGAGCGGGAGAGAGAUCCUGACAAAGAGCGUGAUCGCGAGCGAGAUAGAGGACGUCGUGACAGGGAUCGGGACCGUGAUCGCAGCAGGCGAGACAGGGAUCGCGAUCGCGACAGGGACCGUGAUCGCGACCGGGAUCGCGACAGGAGACGGGAUCGUGACCGAGAUCGCGAUGACGCGAGGCGCGAUGAGGGUCGGGAUGAGAGCAGGAAAGAUCAGUUUGAGGAUGGAGAUGGCAGGAAGGGUGAGUAUGAAGACCAACCAGAAGGCUAUAACCAGGAUCAGGAAGAACAAGGUGGAGGUGAUGGAUACACAGAGCAAGAGAACCAGUACGGAGAGGACGAUCGCCAAGAGGUGGAUUUCACCGCCGAGGAUUACCACGCCAAGCUCAAGGAAUACCGUGGGAUGGAAGCCGAAGACGAGAUCCAGAAUGAAGACCAAUCCAACGGUCUCGCGCAGCAAGAACACGACGAUUCUUUUCAAAACACUUUCUAAACUUUUCCAUUUGGUUUCCUGGUCGCCAUUUACCAGUUGUGAUUUUAAGUUUUAAUGAGGAAUGAAGACAAUAUUUUGACUUUUUAAUAAAAAAUAGUAAAAACUUUGUCUGGAGGUAUCUCGGCAUUGAAUUAAAGAUUGAUUUUACCUGAUGAACGUCAUCUAUGAGAUCAGAAUGUCAUGAAAUUAUUUGCGUCAACAAUCGUAUUAGGAAUGACUUUGCAUAUCAUUGAAAAGUACAUAGCGGAUGGUACUUUUUAUUUUUUUAUAGUAACAAAAUGGGUAAGUGUGAUAGAUUGAUUUGAUUUGCAAUUCGCAAAUCCCUAAUUUUGAUGUUAAAAGCAAUAAAUAAUUGGGGGAUAUAUGUUUCUGUCAGCUUUCUAGCACAUGUCAUUCAGAAAUGGGUAAGUGUAAAAUUUAGAUAUCGGCAAAUCACUGAUUUUUAAUCUUUGGGGGCAUAUUUUCAUGUUUUUUCUUGGUUUUAUGAAGUAAUAGUUACAAAAUAGGGAAGUGUAAAAAUAAGAUUAAAUCUGCAAAUCCUUGAUUUUAAGGAUGAUACCAAGAUUGAAGAAGUGGUUGGAUGGGGAGGGGGCUUAUUUUCAUGUUACUAUAAAGCACAUUUGUGACCCUCACUCAAUAAGUCAAUGUUGCUCUACCUGUAGGUUCAGAAGAGGGGGGGGGAGGCAUAGGUAUUGGUGUCUGCAGAAAAGGUAAUAAUGUCUUGUUUUUAAGUCUUUUUAUUCUCAAUGAUACAUUGUGUCAAUCUUUUUGUUCAUCAUGGAUGUGAUCAUGUGAAUUCAUAUUUAUUUAACCCAAAAAGAAUCACUGACUCCUCCGAGUUUGCUGGAUUUUAUACAAUUUAAUAUAAUCUCAUAUUCCUCCAGUUUGUGCUUACGGUAUUUAAGAUUCAUAAUGUUUGAGUUAAUAGAUAUCACAAGCUUUUCUUUAAUAUUGUUUUCUUUUUUUCACUUACAAGCUCAAUUGCACAUUUCUCAACUCUCAUCGGUUAUUUGAAAGUAGAAUCAAAGAUCAGUUGUUCAAUUCUCAACUCUGUGUCGUGUGGAGGCAGAGUCGACUGCACCAGAGUCUGCGCUAUCAAAAUACUUUCCCUUAAUAGUCAAUAGAUCUACAUUACCCUAAUACUCUAAUUGUAUGUGCUAUCAAGCAUACAAAUCAGCUGUACGAUCAAUCGCUGAGCCUCGUGUAGCAGACCUCAGAUUGUUUUUACUUCAUCUAAUUAAGAAAUAAAUGUACACUCUAUGUUACACUACAUGUAAAUCUUCUUGUCAUACAUGUAUCUAAACCACCUACCACCAACAGUGUUUAAAAUGUAGUUUAGACUGUACAAUGUAUGUGACUCCCACAAAAUGAGUAGCUUCAACCCUGUAUGAUGUAUACUUUAUUCAAUCAAAUACUAGCGAUGUGUAAUUGUCAUCUUUCAUGAUAAUGCUAAUCCAAUUUUGACAAUGAAAUGAAGCUAAACCAGACUUGUAAAAAAGGAAGGGGGGGGGUCUAGGUGUCAUUUUUUAAAGAAAAAAAUUGUUUUCUUUUUCGUCAUAUUACUGUAAGUUUUUCUCCACGGUUUGCUAUGUUUUAUUUUUCCUAACAGGCAACACAGUUUGUACAUUGGAUCUAAUAUUUGGUUUGUAUUUGCAUUUCCGGAAUAAAAGUAAACUGUAUGUAUUAUGUA
Molecule: messenger RNA, 3188 nt
Organism: Lytechinus variegatus (green sea urchin)
Lineage: Eukaryota; Metazoa; Echinodermata; Echinoidea; Temnopleuroida; Toxopneustidae
Product: U1 small nuclear ribonucleoprotein 70 kDa-like
Exons: 8
Coding region: 161-1498 (445 amino acids)
Biological process (GO): mRNA splicing, via spliceosome
Cellular component (GO): U1 snRNP; U2-type prespliceosome; precatalytic spliceosome
Molecular function (GO): U1 snRNA binding; mRNA binding
Source: RefSeq, a predicted model, not a curated record